AACAAUAUUUAGGAGGUGCGUAAGUUUGUGUCGUGUUCAAAACUGCGUAGAAGCAAUUUUCAAGUUCCUAAAAUACAACGGUAAUAUCAAAGUUAUCUCUGACUUUAGAUCAUCAUCUUCCUCUACUUUCUUACACUAUUCAAAGACUUGAAGAUUUAGGUCACUCUCUCUCUCUCUCUCUCUCUCUCUCUCUCUCUGUUUCGCCGAGAGCUUCCAUGGAUUUUUUUUUAAAACAACAUAUCUGUUGCAAAACUGUAGAGCUCUUGCAAAUUUCUCUACUGAAUCAAUCUUAGGCAAUGGUAGCAAAAGUACACAAUGAUCUCCCCAUUAUAGAAGCAUACUCGUGUUGGUUAGAAUAGCCAACGACUUACUAUCACUACACCAGAUGAUGUUUCGGAGGCCUUUUACAAGAUUUUAUUAACUUUUUGCAUUUUGUUUGCUACAUUUAAUUGGAGAAUUCUUCAUGUUAACUUGAAAUUUAUUGGUUUGUAGGUUAAUAGACAUACAAAGAGAUUUAGGAAGAAAGGGAUGGUUUACUACCAUGAGUUGUCUCGUAUCUUAAGAGACACAUCUACAACUGGUCAUUUGGCUCACCGUUCCACCAAAUCACCUUCCAAAAGUAAUGUUAGUUCUGAUCCUGAAUUUAAGCUAAAGAAUGAGGACUUAGAUGCAUUGGAAAUUAAUAGUGAUAAUGACAAUGGAGAUGGCCAGGGCAAUGGCAAGGGCAAAAUGGCAGAUAGAAAGAGGAAGAAGAAGAGCUCUUUUCAAGCUAAUAUUUCUGAAGCACUCAAAGAAACGAGUGAAAAUAGUAAGAGGAAGGUGGACCUAAUGGAAAAGAGAUUGACAAGCGCUUCAAUUACUAAUGUUGGCGAUGAUAGUGGUUCAAUUAAAGGUGGUUCUACUGGCUCACGUUCACUACUGAAAGAGUGCAAGGCACUAUUGCAUGCUAUGGAGGAAAUUCUUGCACCUACUUAUACUAAAGUUGUGAACAAGCUUGCAUUGGAUCCCAUAAUAAGGGAGGUAUUUGUUGACAUGCCUACUGUUAGGAUGAGGGAUUGGGUCCUCAAUCUUUGAGAGUUAUUCUUAGAGAGUUCAAGUUUAGUGUGGUAUGUCUUUGUGUUGUUUUAUUUGCUAGUAAUGUUGGUACUUUUGACAUUUGCUGAUAAUGUGUAACAAUAAUAAUGGUAGUUGGUAUGGUAGUUGAAGUAUUUAAUACUUAUGUUAGUACUUUAGGUCUGUGAACAAGCUUUGCUAUUAUGGGUUUGGUAUGGUAGUUGAAGUAUUUAUGAAGUAUUUAUAGAGUAUCUUUGGUAUGGUCUGUGAAUAAGUUUGCUUUUCCAAU
This is a messenger RNA of Camellia sinensis, 1342 nucleotides long. Lineage: Eukaryota; Viridiplantae; Streptophyta; Magnoliopsida; Ericales; Theaceae. The record is from RefSeq and is a predicted model, not a curated record.